GUGGACGGAUUUUGAUGGAUUUUCUGCUGAACUGGAAAGUUAGGAACACAAUCUGAAGAGACCCCUGAGGCUUGUGGUCUAGCAAGGGUGCCAAAGCAAAGAGAAACAAAGCACCGGUCCCUCAACGGAGCUGCUAUGCAUUUCCAGGAGUGGUUACGGUCACUUCGUUCCAGCGCUGGACUUAAGGGAUCUGAAUCUGAGGACUUUUGGAGUCUUCUGCCAUCUCUGCCCCUGUCCUCCUUUUCCCUGUCUUCUCUGUCUCUGUCCCCCACCUCUCUGCUGGGUUUAGGAGCUCUGGCAUCCCUCACUGCAUACUGGCUGGUGACCCGUCCUCGACCAAUGCGUCCUCCCUGUGAUCUCCAGGCCCAGUCUGUAGCUCUCGAUGGAGAUCCUACCUGCAGACGAUCAGCUCUCCUUAAUGAUGACUCACUGCUGGAGUUUUACUACGAUGACACCAGGACGGCCUACGACAUGUUCCAGAGAGGCCUGAGGGUAGCAGGAAAUGGCCCUUGUCUUGGCUUCAGAAAGCCAAAGCAGCCCUACCAGUGGAUCUCCUACACUGAAGUGGCGGAGCAGGCCCAGGUGCUGGGCUCAGGGCUCUUGGCCAAAGGUUGCCAGCCCAACCCACAGCAGUUUGUUGGGAUUUUUGCACAAAACCGACCAGAGUGGAUUAUCUCAGAGCUGGCCUGCUACACCUACUCCAUGGCAGUGGUGCCUCUGUAUGACACACUGGGGCUGGAGGCCAUGGUCCACAUCCUCAACCUUGCUGAAAUCACUCUAGUGAUCUGCGACCGGGAGGACAAGGCUGCUGCUCUGUUGGAGAACAAGGAGAAAGGCGAGACUCCAACGCUCUCCUGCCUGGUUCUCUUUAGCGAUUUCAGUGAUGCCUUCGCGGAGAGGGCGAAUAAAUGCGAGGUGGAGGUUUUGAAACUUGAGCAGCUCAUGGACCUGGGCAGGCAGAACCUCAAAGAUCCUGUGCCACCCCAGCCUCAGGAUCUGGCCGUGGUUUGCUUCACCAGUGGAACCACAGGGAAGCCCAAGGGAGCCAUGAUCACCCACGGCAACAUCGCCUCCAACACUUCCUCUGUCAUUAAGAUCCUGGAGGGUUCGUUUGUUAUCAGGCAAGAGGAUGUGUCGAUCUCAUACCUGCCGCUUGCCCACAUGUUUGAGAGGAUGAUUCAGGUCUCCAUGUUCUGCCAUGGGGCCAGAGUAGGUUUUUACCAAGGUGAUAUUUCUCUUCUUAUGGAUGACAUCAAAACUCUUAAACCCACCUUCUUCCCUGUCGUGCCUCGUUUACUCAAUCGCAUCUAUGACAAGAUCCUCGGUUCAGUGACCUCUCCAUUACGGCGAGCUCUGCUUCAUUAUGCUGUGAGGAGAAAGCAGGCCGAGCUCAGCAGUGGGGUUGUGCGAAACAACAGUCUGUGGGACAAACUGGUGUUCAACAGGAUCCAGGCCAACUUAGGAGGAAAUCUGCGGUUUGCCCUAACAGCUUCAGCACCCAUCUCCCCCACGGUGCUGUCCUUCCUCAGGGCCACACUGGGCUGUUUGAUCUUUGAGGGCUAUGGACAGACUGAGUGCACUGCAGGCUGCACUUUCUCCAUGCCUGGAGACUGGAGCGCAGGUCAUGUUGGUGCUCCUCUGCCCUGUGCCAUGGUGAAGGUGGUAGACAUCCCUGACAUGAACUACUACGCUAAGAAUGGAGAAGGAGAGAUCUGUAUUCGUGGACCCAGCGUGUUCAGAGGUUACCUGAAGGACCCAGAGAGGACAGCCGAGGCCUUGGACAGUGAUGGCUGGCUGCACAGUGGGGACGUGGGCCAGUGGCUUCCUAAUGGGACACUACGCAUCGUUGACAGGAAGAAGCACAUCUUCAAGUUGUCCCAGGGAGAGUACAUCGCUCCAGAGAAGAUAGAAAAUGUCUACACGCGAUGUGUUCCUGUGCUUCAGGUGUUCGUGCACGGAGAUAGUUUACAGUCUUUUCUAAUAGGCAUUGUUGUACCUGAUCCUGAGGUGUUUGUUGACUGGGUGAAAGAGCGAGGGAUUGUGGGAUCCUAUGAGGAGCUGUGCCAGAAUCCUGAUGUAAAGAAGGCAGUACUAGAGGACAUGAAAGUGGUGGGAAAGGAAGCUGGGCUUAAGUCUUUUGAACAAGUGAAGGACCUGCACUUGCAUCCAGAAUCAUUCAGUAUCGCCAACGGCCUUCUCACCCCCACUUUGAAAAGCAGACGUGCAGACAUCCGCAGGGUCUUUCAGGAACAAAUAUCAAACAUGUAUAGCAAGACGGCCAUUUAAAGGACUGAAUUCAGUAACUCACGCACAAUGACUGAGGCCGUCUUGUGUCCGAAAAGGGAAAAGAGACCCAAGAGAAAAUUUAAGAAAUCCAACAGUGCCUUAUUUUUAUAACAAAUUUGGGUCCGUUUUGGGAUAUUGAUAUCUUUCUUUAAUUCAUUUUUAACUCAUGUCCACUCUUGCACAAUUUAUUUUGUGUUAUAACGUUUAAAAAAUCCAAACCACAUUCCUUUUCCUUUCAAGUCUCACUGUUGUUUUUGUCACUAAUUCAGAGUUUGGGUUCACGGGGAGAUUUUACUGAUGAAUGUUUUAUAGAGAGAAAAAUCACAGAAGCUACUCUCUUAAACAAAGCUGCUCCGUCAGGAUUCUUGAAGGGACACCGCUUGGGUGUUGUUUGUUGUAGAUGUGCCAUUAACAGGUUUUGUAUUUCACGAUCAUCGGGUCUUUGAAUUGAAAUCUCAAAAGCUUUUCCUGAGCAUCCUGGAUCACUCACUGGUUUAGCAUUUCUUAUUGGUUUUCCUAAAGCACCACCAAGAGCUUGUAACCCUUCAUCUAAGGUUAAAUCAUUCAAACUAAUGAGGGUUUUAACCAGCAAUGAUCUGUAUAAUCAACAAAUGUCUGAACUGUAUAUAUUGCUUGUAUUAAGACUGUUGACAGGACACUACUGACUAAUUCCAGUAAAGCAAAAGUGAAUAGAAAUAAAGGUUAAUAACUUGAAAA
Molecule: messenger RNA, 3003 nt
Organism: Notolabrus celidotus (New Zealand spotty)
Lineage: Eukaryota; Metazoa; Chordata; Actinopteri; Labriformes; Labridae
Gene: acsl2
Product: acyl-CoA synthetase long chain family member 2
Exons: 21
Coding region: 136-2286 (716 amino acids)
Biological process (GO): long-chain fatty-acyl-CoA biosynthetic process; very long-chain fatty acid metabolic process; long-chain fatty acid metabolic process
Cellular component (GO): endoplasmic reticulum; membrane
Molecular function (GO): arachidonate-CoA ligase activity
Source: RefSeq, a predicted model, not a curated record